AUGCGAGUCUUCAUAACCGUAGGCUCGACAAAGUUCGACGCGUUGAUCGAGGCGGUACUCUCCCAGAGUGUGUUGGAGGCGUUGAGCUCGCGUGGGUACGGCGAGGUCGUCGUGCAAUGUGGCAACUCGCGCGUUGAGGACGCGAUCCUCGGCGACGCGCGCCUUCUCCAUGGCGCACGCGUCUCGGUUUAUCGCUUCAAGCCGUCGCUCACACAAGAUGUGGAUGAUGCUGACUUGAUCAUAAGCCAUGCUGGGUCGGGAACGAUCCUCGAUGUUUUACGGAGGAGCAAGCCGCUGAUCGUCGUGCCCAACGAGACGCUCCUCGACAACCAUCAGAAGGAGCUCGCAGACGCACUGGGCGGCAUGGGCUAUCUCAUAGCAUGCGCAGUGAACAAUCUCGCCGGGACAAUAGCUGGCUUUGACGCCAAGGCACUCAAGCCAUUCCCCGAGUUCGACGGCAGUCGCUUUCGGAACAUCUUGGAUGCAGAGAUGGGGUUUCCCGUUUGA
Peniophora sp. CBMAI 1063 is the source of this 507-nucleotide messenger RNA. The record is from the annotation of a GenBank genome assembly. Lineage: Eukaryota; Fungi; Basidiomycota; Agaricomycetes; Russulales; Peniophoraceae.